AUGCAAACUGACUCGAAGAGCUUCGAUGAUUUUAUGCGCUUUGCAUCAAAUGUGCCGAACCUGGCAGAUGAAGAUCGGGCUCUCGUCGUGUCGCUCUUGAAGCGCAUGCAGCGGAAUUUCCCCGAAUUGAGCGAGCCGCACGACGUGAUGCGAUGUGUUGGCACCACUCCCACUCAAACCCACGCGGAAAAGUCCGUCAUCUUCGUUCGUCUUCCUUACUAUUCAGCCCAGAGAAUGGAUGCAGCCCGAUCUUUCAAGUCCGCCUAUUCGACUCGCAGCCUCCUGCAGUAUUUCUACAACUUGGAGUCUACCCGGCAACGUGACCUACAGCAAGUAAUUCGAAAAUCAGGUGUCUUCCCAAAGGACCAUAUUGUUCAUGUCUCAGAAUUGUGGGCAGUGAUCGUCAAUUUCCGUCUUGCACCAAUUCCUCUUAUGGAUGGAGCGAGCCCAUCUUUGGAGAUCGUGAGCCCGCCAACGAUCCAGUCAUUGUCACCUUCUAAUAUCUGUGUCAUCAACCCCGACCAGCGUGUUUUCUUCUUUCCUGUGGAGCACUGCAAGACAUUCUUUGCAAUGAGAGACAGGAUCCUCAGAUAUUGCCUACCGCAGAUCAAAGGCCGCAGGUAUGAACUUCGUCCGUAUGAGCCUACCCGUGGCUAUGAGCCUCGUGGCUAUGAGCCUCGUAGCUAUGAGCCUCCUCGCGCGUACGAGCCUCUCCGUGCGUAUGAGGCUCACGGAUAUCAGACUUCCCAUUCGUAUGUGCCUCGUGGCUAUGAGGCUCCUCAUACGUAUGAAUCUCGUGCGUAUGAGUCCCCUCGCGCAUAUGGGCCCCCCGGUGGCUAUGAGCCCCCUCGUGCGUAUGAGACUCAUGGCUAUGAACCCCGUAGCUAUGAGGCUCCUCGUACGUAUGAACCUCGUGCGUAUGAACCUCGUGCGUAUGAGCCCCCUCGUGCAUACGGGCCCCCCAGUGGCUAUGAGGCUCCUCGUGCGUAUGAACGUCAUCCUCGUGGGUAUACAAGCCAUGAGUACGGAGGCCGUGGGUAUGAAGGUGACAGCUAUAAAGGCUAUGAGCAUGAAGAUCGCCAUGAUUUCAAAAUGUUCACCGAGGACAAGGUUCCGAUCAGAGAAGAGGAUUGGGCCAAAUUAGUAGCCUCAUGCACAUCGACCCUUCUUCGCAUUCACAUCGAGACCUCUAUACCGGGGAGCUCAGAGGAACACCGACGUAAAGAGGAAAAAAGCAAAAAGCGGACAAAGCCAGUAUUCUUCGAGGAAUCUUCUGAAGCGGGGGGGUAUGACCAGAACCCAUCUGAGGCAGAUAAACCAGCUCAAUUUGAGAAAAGUCAUCAUCCACUGGAAACCGAUGAACAGAUUCAACCAGGGAUAGAUGAAGAUGAACGAGGUCCAUACGAGGCGAGUGAACUCCCCGACGAUUCGCAAUCGGACUGGGGUUAUCAAGAUAGGAAUCCGACCCUGGAUGAACGGCGCUAUACUGGAGCAAGGAAUCGUUUACGGCGGCACACCAGUGUGCGAUCUCUCUCACCUCCCCCCGGCGUGGUAAUCAAUCAAAGACCUCCAGGUGACAGCAAGUCGCCCACUCAUUCGAAUAUUUACUUUGGACCAACCACAAAGGCAGCACAUGCGGAAGGGGAGACCUAUCAUAGUCACAGUUCCACGCCACCCGAAUGCUUACCCGGAAACUCAUCUGCCUCCCAGAACUCUUCCCCUGCUCGUCGAUCCGCCAUCAACUUGGAAUUUCCGCCAGUCUUUACCUGGCAGACAAGAAAAAAACCGUCAAAGGAAGAGAGCACGAUCUCAAAAUCAAACACAUCUCCCGAUAACCCCAGCCCAGAUCACCUGAAUUCGAAUAUUCAGCCUCUAAACAAGCCCAUCGAGAUUUCGAAUGUUGAUGAAGAAACCAUAAAACACGUCUCGGCGCACAUUCAUAGCGAGCUUCUCGCGCCUAUCGAUGGGUAUGGGUGGCGAAUUUACAAAUAUGCGACGACAAAGUCCUAUUUUGACGUGGAUCAGGCUAUCACAGAAAGAUAUGCCAUGUCUCUUCCGAAGUUGAUCGCAGAACAUCCUAAGGAUGUCUCAGACUUAGCCUCACCAGAAGCGGCGGCCUUGAAAGAUGUUGUCAUUCGGCUUUGUCGACUAUUCAACUUCUUCGCGCCACUUUCAUAUCCAUGCGCUGUUAGCGGCAAGUUCUGGGGAGCAGUUCACGAUCUUCUCACCACAAUACCCAAAUAUUGGGACUCAUCCCUUAUGCAUGAACUGGCCAACCGAACGGGCCAUCAGCGGAUCCCACGGACCUUCCUUAUAGACAUUGACAUCACUGAUUACGCUGACAUUAAAGACGAUGAUAAUCUAGAGAAAAUUAUUUUCAGCAUCCGGAGGUGCUCGAAAUGCAUUGCAUCCCGUCAAUACUCUACUCGGACAGAAGCCAUCGACCAUCUGUUUACGCACGUUCACGCAGCCUGUCCAGGACAACAAUCAGUGAACAGCUCACAAUCACGAUGGGUGAUGAGCUUUGAAGAGAACAUGACGUACAUAUGUCGGAAAGACCACCGAACAAUAAUUGGGAAGUUACAGCCCUUUUUGACAAGCCUGGAAAAAAUGGCAGCUCAGAUCCAGCACGGGGUGUCAGCCAAUGGAGAGUUUGACUGGGACACAUACCGUAUCCCGUCGAGUUUGGUCGAUGCCUUUCAAGAUCUCCUGAUGAUGGUCGUGUCCAGUGCGCAUCUAGUGAAGAGUUCUCAUGAGAAGCGAGAAAUGUAUACAGGCCCUGAACCUGCAUCGACCUUCUUAAUAUCAUCAGAGAUGGUGCGUGGGGUCACGCAUGUCGGAGCAGAGGCAGAGACUUCUAUGGAAAACGCCAUGAGAGACAUUGUAUUGAUGACCUAUACCGACGAGGUAUCCGAUGUCGUGACUUACGAAGCCGUGAGUCCAGGAUUAGUUCUCGCACUUAUUAUAGGGGACAUCCGCUGCAGAGACUCGCAAAACAAUCCGGUCAACUUGCUUGAGAUCUAUCGUGACCACGUCCGCAACCUACAAUUCAAAGCGAGUCAAAAUCCCCAUCGACGCCUACUACAGGAAAUCUAUCUUGUCCGUGAGGAGCUAGAAAUAAUCCAGAAGGCAUCCGAGAGGCAGCGCCUUGUCCUCACAAACUACCUGAACGUCAUAAACCCGCAUUCUUUCCGCGUCACCACCGAGUCCCGGAUCUCCUCGUUCGAGCUCGAGAACGUGCAGCUAAGUAAACUCAUCAACCAGCUCAACGCCGAACUUGGAGCAAUCUCACUCCUCAACAUAAAGCUUGACUCAUUGGCCAACCAGACACGCAGCGGCGUAGACGUACGGCAGGAAGACCAAGGAAAGGCGAUCCUUGUAUUCACCAUUGUGACUGUGGUGUUUAUGCCGUUAUCAUUUGUGACCAGCUAUUUUGGCAUGAACACCAAUGACAUCCGCGACAUGGACAGCUCGCAGACACUGUUCUGGGCUAUUUCCGCUCCACUGACUGUGGGAAUUAUCACGGUCGUCUUGGUGGUUGCGUUUCAAGCGGAUCGGAUUAGAGAGGCUUUCGACGCUUUUUGGGCGUAUGAUUCCGCGCUAGGGGCUAAACCUAGUUCGGCUGUUGUGCAUGGGAAAGGGAAGAAGUCUCAUACUGAAAAGCUUUCUGGAUUGUCGCCCCCGAAAAAUUGGGUUGCAACUGGCUGGUCUGCUGGAAGGAAGACUGAACUGAACGAGUCAAUGAACGUUUAG
Molecule: messenger RNA, 3753 nt
Organism: Penicillium griseofulvum
Lineage: Eukaryota; Fungi; Ascomycota; Eurotiomycetes; Eurotiales; Aspergillaceae
Product: Mg2+ transporter protein, CorA-like/Zinc transport protein ZntB
Exons: 6
Coding region: 1-3753 (1250 amino acids)
Biological process (GO): transmembrane transport; metal ion transport
Cellular component (GO): membrane
Molecular function (GO): magnesium ion transmembrane transporter activity; magnesium ion binding; cobalt ion binding
Source: RefSeq, a predicted model, not a curated record